Molecule: messenger RNA, 825 nt
Organism: Pygocentrus nattereri (red-bellied piranha)
Lineage: Eukaryota; Metazoa; Chordata; Actinopteri; Characiformes; Serrasalmidae
Exons: 2
Coding region: 167-646 (159 amino acids)
Source: RefSeq, a predicted model, not a curated record
UCGCGUUAGUGGGCGCACACGGAACCGUGUUCGCUUGUCAUGCUUGGCUGUGUAAAUAAGAUCUUUUCGUGGUUGUUUAUGCCACUUUAUUUACAGACGAGUCAUUUAAAAGGCUACACGUGUCUUAAGCUGAUAACCUUCACAUUGUGUGGUUCCUAGUUUGGAGAUGCGGCCUGCCGCUGCGAUGGACUCUCCAUACCGCCGGUUUAAUUCGUACGACUUUGAAAGUGACGCUCGUUUUCAAGAUGGACUGAAGAAAGUGCCCAACAAAGAUUCUCUGGAGCUGAAAAUAUUCUAUUAUAACAGAUUCAUAGAGCCAGUAGAUUUAAUAGGUUUUCAGGAGUGGCGUGAUGGACAACAGGAUUUACAAACCGCCUCAAGCGGAGACACGACAGUUACUAUGGACACAAGUUGUGUUAAAGACAACUUGUGGCAAGGGAGCAACAGUUGUGGCUCUGAGGAGCGAACACAGUCAAAUAAGGAACUCGUGCCAGAACAGGGUGGUCCCCUAUCCUUCGCAGAAGUUUUCCGUAUGAUUCAAGCUGGAGAAGAGAUCCCUGGACUUCAGAAGCUGGACAUUAAACCAAGUAACCAACAGCCUACAGUUUCCCAAAUGUUGAGGAAACUGAAACCUUGGGAGAAGUAAUGUAUCUUGCAAAAUUACAAGUUAAACUAGUCUGUGAAGCCUCAAUGCCCAGAAGUGUUGCCCUGGAAGGUUUUAAACAGUAGAAAUGUUGCCCUGGAAGGUUUUAAACAGUAGCCAUCUACACUUUCUCUUUCUGAAUGUACAUACAACGGAAUAAAAGAGAGUAAAUCAUUUUUAAA